GUUCGCUCCGCCUUAUUUUCCCAUGGCAUCAACGCACAUUUUCUUUGCAAUGUUGAUCUCAUUGAUGAUAAGUUGUUUAAUCACCAGCAGUGGAGUUUUGUCGAGAGUAGCUUUGGAAAGGCAGAGAACUUUAUGGCAAAAGCAGGUGAGUCAGUGGACCCUGGAUUCGUCGGUAGACAGAAAGUGCUAGGAGUUGGAGGAUCUGAAUCAUCCUUCAUUUAUCAAACCUGCAUGAUGGAUUGUGAUUGGAUGAGUGAAGAAUUGGUGCCAACGAUGCUGUUCACGCAGUACUUGAGUCAAUGCGAAGGCAAAAACUUUCUUCGGUCACUGUGUCGCCCACUUUGGCGCGGCAUUCGAGGUGAUGGUCUAGCCUAUGGUGCCAACAUAUAUGUGAGAUCAGAACGAAGGACGAUCACAUUAUCUCUAUAUAGGUGUGCACAACCAAUUGAAGCUUACGAGCGUUCAAAGAAAAUUGUGAAUGAUGUUUUAAAGAGCGGCACUAUAGUAGAGUCUGAGUUUGAGGCAGCGAAGAGGUCUCUGAUUUGCGAAUUGAUGGAACGGGAGGAGACGGUCAGUGGAGCUGGAAAGUUAUCAAUUAUCGGACAAAUUAGAGGAACCCCAGCUGACUAUAGAAAACAACUUUGUCAGCGUGUAUGGAAUACAUCCAUUGAGGAUAUGGUCCGAUUGGGUGGUCCGAGAGUAGCGAUGUUGUUUGAGAAGUAUGCCCGAGCGAUUACAGUACAUCCAUCGAAGAUAGCUGAAAUUAAGUCUUCAUUCUCGGGCAUCGAAGAAGCUGCUGUUUCGUCGCUGAACUUCAUCCCACCACUUUUUUCAUAA
Molecule: messenger RNA, 837 nt
Organism: Strongylus vulgaris
Lineage: Eukaryota; Metazoa; Nematoda; Chromadorea; Rhabditida; Strongylidae
Source: the annotation of a GenBank genome assembly